Epinephelus moara (kelp grouper) is the source of this 1878-nucleotide messenger RNA. RefSeq names its product 5-hydroxytryptamine (serotonin) receptor 3B (gene htr3b). The transcript has 9 exons. The coding region runs from base 37 to 1404 and encodes 455 amino acids. Gene Ontology annotation, cellular component: synapse; postsynaptic membrane; neuron projection. Gene Ontology annotation, biological process: signal transduction; regulation of membrane potential; chemical synaptic transmission. The record is from RefSeq and is a predicted model, not a curated record. Lineage: Eukaryota; Metazoa; Chordata; Actinopteri; Perciformes; Serranidae. Gene Ontology annotation, molecular function: neurotransmitter receptor activity; extracellular ligand-gated monoatomic ion channel activity; transmembrane signaling receptor activity.
CACCUGUCAUCUGGAAGGUUGACUUUUUUUAGCCUGAUGUCUCUCAUCUGGUUGAUGCUGCUGUUCUCAGCUCGUGUGGCUGAAUGUGUGCCCGAGAAGCCGAAGAGAUCAGCUCUGAACCAGCUGACAAGGACCCUCCUGAGGAAAUACGACUGCGGAGUUCGUCCUGUUCACAACUGGACCAGUCCCACCAUCAUCUACAUAGACCUCAUCCUGCAGUCUGUCCUCGAUGUGGAUGGAAAGACCCAGAGCAUAACUACCAGUAUUUGGUACAGACAGAUCUGGACAGACGAGUUCUUGGUUUGGGACCCAGAGGAGUUUGAUGGCAUCAAUGAGAUCUCACUGUCAUCUGAUGCCAUCUGGAUACCCGAUGUUAUCGUCAGUGAAUUUGUGGACGAGGGGAAGUCCUUGCCGAUCCCCUAUGUGUACGUCAACUCCUCUGGCUCAGUGAAAAACUACCGGCCCAUGCAGGUGGUACUGGCCUGCAGCCUGGAGAUGUACGCCUUUCCAUUUGACAAGCAGAACUGCAGCCUUACCUUCCGCAGCUGGCUUCACUCAGUGAAGGAAAUCGACCUGGCGCUGUGGAGGAGUGCCGAGGCCAUUGCUAAUGAUAAGAGGGAGUUCAUGAACGAUGGAGAGUGGGAACUGUUGUCCAUUCCUUCCAGCUACUGGCAAAUCCACCAAGACAACACUGACUAUGCUCACAUCCAGUUCAACGUGUUGAUCCGCCGGCGCCCCCUGCUGUAUGUGGUGGGACUCCUCAUCCCCAGCAUCUUUCUCAUGCUGGUAGAUGUGAUCAGCUUCUACCUGCCUCUGAACAGCGGCACACGCAUUGCCUUUAAGAUCAGCAUCCUGCUGGGUUACACUGUCUUUAGAGUCAACCUGACAGAUGACCUGCCCGCCACUGCAGUAAGGACUCCACUCAUAGGUGUGUUCUUUGCGGUGUGCAUGGCCCUGUUGAUGCUCAGCCUGAUCAAGUCUAUUCUGGUGGUGAAGCUGCUCCACCACAGUGAGAAGGAGGUCAGGCAAAUGUCAGUGUCUGCCUGCCUGCUGGACAAGUAUGGCUCAGCUGGUCACGGCUUCACAGAGAGCGCUUUAACCUCCAUUAAGACCCUCGAUCACAUCAACCCAUCUGGAGAUUAUGAGCUUGAGCCGUCACUGGAGGAGGACCUGCUGUCCCUGAAUGAGAUCCAGGAUGCUCCAUCUGGGCUGGAGUGGCUUCUCCAGGAGCUGGUUUCUCUCCGCCUGGCUUUAUCCCAGGAGGACAGUGAGUCUUCGGCUCAGGCGGAAUGGCUGGCCCUCUGCUCCAAGCUCGACUGCUUCCUGUUUCGCUUCUACCUGCUGGUUCUGGCCUCAUAUGCCGGUACGCUGCUGAUGCUCUGGACCAGCUGGAGCUUCGCCUGACCACACAUUCAGACACUUUUUUUAAUACUCUUACUGAAAGCAUUUCUUGCUAAUGGUGUUUCCAGUAGCUACAGCGAUUCAGGAUGCAGUACUGAAGUCUGCUGGAGAAGUCUAAAUAUGUUGCAAUGUAAAAGGACCAAUACAAAUUUGUUGCUUCAGACAGAACAAUGUGUGUUUAAAUAUUAAAUUGUCUUUUUAAUUUCCCUUCUACAAAAGUUAUCUAUAAAAUAGAAGCAGGAAACACUAUAUAUUGUGUGCCAGUUCUCACAACUUGCCUCCUAUUUUUGGAGUUAUUGCCAUUGUUUUUAUCGGUUGAUUACUUUGCACUCAUCAAAGUAAAUGCUCACAAGCAUCAGAAGGUCAGACAGGUUUUUCACAAACUAAGUUUAUCCAGAUUAUUUAAUGAUGUUCAGACAGAGCGCUCAGGUUGCAUCAUAUGUUUUACUAUCAUUCCAUCAUAUUCAUAAAAGUGCU